AUGUCUGAUUGCGGAGGUGGAAGCAAUGGUAGUGAAAGUAAAAAUUCCAUGGCACUGGCAGCAGAUUUAUCGCCCAAGAUUUGUGACUUGGUCAAGAGUCUUAAGGAAUCAAUUGUUUACAAUACUUUACAUGGAUCAACAACGUUGGUCAAAAGCAAAGAAUUGAUGGAUCCAACUACUAGUAGUAGUACUACCUCAUCGCCACAAACCAAAAUUGAUACAGGAUCGCUGUCACUGUCGCUAGACGACAUUGAGCGCGGGGUAUGUAACAGCGUCCUAGCACGGCUGGUAGAAUCAGAACACAUUGUGAAUUCCAGUGACCUACUCACAUUAUCAGAUCGGUUUGACAAGAAACUGGCGGAAGCGGCCAAGAACCGAGUGACGGCGGAUGAUAUUGUGAUGGUAGAUGAGCGGGUUACGGAACUGUCAAAAGUUGUUUUACAAACCAUGAACUUGUCGCGGUCGUGCGAGUCACAAAUGCAAGUUAUGGCCAAACGACUGAAAAGCUUGGAGAAACAGGGAAUCCAGAAGGAAAAAUCAGCAAGCGAUGAGUUGGAGCAGGAAUUUGCACAGCGCGAAGUGUCGAGACGUUUAGGAGCACUUGAGAGUGAGUUGAGGGAGCUUGCAGCAAAGAUUAGUGCGGCUGGAACUGUGGUGAAUGAGGGGGCCGAGUAUGAGGAGGAGGAGAAAAAGUUGAAAAAAAUGAUGGUACAACAAGAAGUUGGGAGCUGUUGUUUGAAAAAUUUUAAUGAAAGAAUGGCAGAGCUUGAUGGUUCAUUGUUGACUUUACGGGAAAAUGUGGACAAGCUAUGGAAACACCAUGAGGAGGAUAUUGCAAAGUUGAUGAGAGGAUAUCAGCAACAACAGCCUUUGAGAAACAAGAACAGUUUACCGUUGCCAAAUGAAGAAAUUUAUAAUGAGCUGAUGAAGGCGUGUGAUGCCGAUAAUUUGGGAGACGACCUGCAGCAAAAGUCAGUUCAUGGGAAUUCCUACCAGAUGUGGAUAGUUAUGCUUUGGCGACGGAUUGGGGAGCUAGAGUCUGAGGUGCGUAACAUGAGCUUGCGAGGGCUUGGAUCUGGGUCUUCUUCAGUUUCGAUGACGGAGGGCGGAUACGAAACUUUCCAUACUGCUCGGUGUUUAGAGACUGGGAGUUUCCAGAGUGGUUGUGGUAGCGGAGGAAGUAGUUGCAGCCGCAAUGGUAGUAUUUUGAGCAGUAGUAAUAGUAAUAGUAAUAGUGGUGGAGGCCAUUGUUUGGAAAGCUUUAACACGCCACAAACGGAAUUUUCUGAGAAAAGUGGGCUCUCCAGUCCGAUUGGCAACAAUGAGAAAAAGACAAAAGUGGAUAAAGAGUUUGGAAAUACAUUAAGAUUAGCUCCCUCACGGCAGGCAAAAAAGAAUAUCCGGAUUCCCGGGGUUAGUGAAGGACAAGGAACUAGAAAUGGGUCAUUUUCAGGGUCAUUAACAGACUUUGAGGAUGAAUUUUUGUCAGUGUACGAGUUUCCAUCUCCAUUAGAAAUUGGGAAAGUAGUAGGUGUGACUUUACAAAAUGAAGGAUAUAACAAAAUGAGCAAACACUCUACAGUAAAAAGUCCUGACCCGAAUAAAGAUGAGGGGAAUGAAGAUGACGAUGAAGAUGAAGAUGAAUAUGACGACGAAGACAAGGAAGAUUACGAAAAUCAGUGGAAAAGUUAUAAUGGCGGAAAAAUUAGUGCGUCUAUGCAGGGAGUCUUACGACUUGACGACAAGCUGAGGUGCUUGCGGUCGACGAUUGGGAGAAGUGGUGGGGCCGGGGUUGUGAUGGUUGGAGCACCCCGGGAAGUGACCAACAUUGGUGGGGUUACUGGAGUGAAUCAAUUUAAGGCUUAUACUGGGGAUGGAGAUGGAGAUGGAGAUGUGGAUGGAGGGAAAGAAGAGGAAGAGAAAGAGGAAGGGGAAGGGGAAGAAGAAGAUAAUUAUAAUAGCACAGCAACGGAAUAUGGAAGCAAUUAUACCAUAUUUAGUGCAGGGAACAAUGGAACAAGUAUUGGGGGAAGGAACUUUGCAAGUUACUUUGCAACUCCGAUGAAACGGCCGACCCCAGUUUAUGGGAAUGAAAAAGUGUUAGGGUUUUACAAGUAUGAAUUUUACAAGGAUUAUACUUCAACCAAUCCUUACCAGAAAAGUGUUACUACAAAAAUGACAAAUAAAUAUAGACAUAGGCUGAUGAGACCAUUUUUUAAAAAAAGUAGUGGUGUGAAUCAGUGA
Magnusiomyces paraingens is the source of this 2244-nucleotide messenger RNA. RefSeq lists its product as uncharacterized. The record is from RefSeq and is a predicted model, not a curated record. Lineage: Eukaryota; Fungi; Ascomycota; Dipodascomycetes; Dipodascales; Dipodascaceae. The transcript is spliced from 2 exons. Bases 1 to 2244 code for a protein of 747 amino acids.